GUCUCUCUAGGGGCGGAUCCCAGGGAGACGCGGCUGCGCCCUGUGCGGCGAAGCUUGUGUUUGGCGUCCCUGUUACCACGGUAACUACAGCUCACACGCAUUCUGCCACACUCAGAGUCUCCGGGUGUCUCUCUCCGGCCCCACAGAAGACAGAUGGAGCAGUCAGCUCAUAAUUUAACUGAGUCACCUCCAAAGCCUCAUAAUGGAUUUGGGAAUAUAGAUACCCCACGGACAAGUAAUCUAAAAUUUCUGCGGGCUAAGAGGUUAAAUUAUUUUUGUGGAAAAAGUGUUCAAAGUCAAAUAUCCAACACAGAAGAAACACAGGGUGUUGGAGCACAAAAGAACCGAAAGCAUACAAGGAGCCAAACACCACGUCGAUGCCAUUCCGCACCUGCCUCAAAACAAGAACAUUCUGUUUCUGCAGCUUGCAUUGUCCAGACAGGAGGCAAUGUUAGAGCAAAUAUUACUUCUACAGAUGAGGGAAUAUAUUUGCAAGCAGCAGAUGCAAGUCAUCCAAUUCUCCAAGGAAACGUAGGAAUAGAAAGUUCUGCGCAACUUCCUAGUGAUCAUGGUUCACCUCCAUCAAAACAUGAAGGGAAAACAAUGGAAUCUACUCAUCACAAUAACUUACAACCAGCACCAGAAACAUCUUUAAUUAUUCCUAAUAGUUUGCUACCAGAUACAUCAAAUCUACAGGAAGUUUCUGCUCAACAUUACCUGCAACCAGCGGCAAGAGAAGACACAAAAGGUCCACGGAUCCAGCAUAGCCUGCUACCAUCACAAGAAAAAAUCUUUUCUAGUCCCCAUAUUUUACAACCAAUACAAACAGAAGCUAAGGAAUCUUCCAUUUGCAAUAACCCACAAUCCAAACCAAUAACAGCGAGAGCUAAAAAUGUAUCCACUCACAAUUAUGUGAAACCAGAACCAGUAGAAGCAGAAAUUAAUGUACCUUCUUCUCACCGUAGUCUUCUAAGGAGCAGCUUUGUCUCUGACUUAGAUCAAGAUCUUCUAGAAGAUUUGUCUGUUCCAGAAACUGAAAAACUUCAGCAUGUAAUGACCUGGGCAAAAAAGUUCCUUAACAAAUGUGAUGGUGGAAGCACCUUGCCUUUCCGUGAAGGUGAUGACAUGCCAACAAAUGAUAUGGAUGAAAGAAUCUUAUCGGAGAAGUACUUAAAAUUAAACAAGUCUACCAUUGACAGCUCAGCACAAUUUGAUGUAUGUGUUGGGUUUCACGAUUCUGACUUUAAAAAACAAUCUUAUCUUAAUGAUCAAUAUAAGGAAUCAGCUCCAGUGAAAUUCUGCGUGUCAAAAAGUCCCAGAAACACAUUCAGAACCAAAUCAGUUUUUAAUCAUAUUACAGAAACAGGUCUCUUUUCACCUCAAAGACCUGUGUCCACGGGGUCUCAUAGUGACCGCAAAGCUGAUAUGGAUAACUUUUCUAAACCCUUACAGAUCAGGUAUCCACAGGUGGGGACAGACAGACCCAACAAAGAUCCCUUCCGGAGGAAAAGCUGUACUUUGCGGACAGAACAAUUUCUAGGCUGCAGUGAAUCACGUUGUAGUGAUGAUGAAGAUAUAUUUAGGAAUGGACUUAAGUCUAAGCAAAGGGAUAAUAAUAUACAGAUCAGUAAGGUUUCUGAGUCAGAUGUAGACAUAAAGGACAACUUUAGAGACAGAGAAGACACAAGCUCUACAGAGUCCAGUCUUGAUACUGAAAGACUCACUGCUCUUUUAGAAAGCCUUGACAUUUACCCCAGGGGUUCAGAAAAUAAAGCAAAUGCGGAAGAAAAAGAUGGGGAGAGAACAGACAGAACAUUCUUAGUGAGAAAGUGUGCAGAAUCUGAUGACAACACACCAUUGUCAGUGUCAAAGAAUAUCCUAGACUGCUUUCAACCUCAUCCAUACAGGGUCUGCUCUGAGGAUUCCGCAUCAAAAGUAUAUCAAGUGUGCCCCAUGUGUGGGUUUUACAGUUCUACAAAAACAAGCUGGUGUACAGAGUGUGGUUCCAUUUUAAACAGUGACAAAGACCUGACACUAAGAAAUGACACAGAAAACAAGUCACCACAGUCACCAAUAGUACAUGAAAAUGUGUUAGAUGAUUUUUUUAAUGUCAAGAAAGACAUUGUAAGAGGUCAUGAUAAAAUCCCUAUGGCAAAGCAGAAUGAUAAGGAAUGUGGAAGAACAGUCUGUUGGGAGGAUGACUCGGACAUCGUCUCUGACUCUGAUGGCAGUGUUCUUGAGAAAUACUUCAUUUAUGUGCAACAGCUGGAUAUGUUAAAAAGAGAAAAGGAAAAGCAAAGUAAAUAUUUAUCACCUGAAAGCUCUGGUGAAGUGUCAAGUGACGAUGAGUCCUCCAAAGAGUACCCCAAGCCUCAAAUAUAUAGUGGAAUACUCAAGUCCAGUGUCACCGGUAGACAUGUCACAUGUGAUGGUGAUGAUGAUGAUGAUGAUGAUGACGAGGAGGAGGAUGGCACUGCAACACAGUUUUUGGAAAACCCAAAUAUUUUAGUAAAAUCUGAUUGCCAUUUUGAUCAACAAACUAGGAAGGAGAGCCAUUUGCUAGGAUCCACUGAGAAAAGCUAUGAGACUGAAAUGUCCAACCCCAAGGGUCCACUAGAUAGAAAGCUGCAGAAAUCCACACUUAUUUCAUCAAAAGUGACUGGUCCUAAGAGGUAUUGGGAGAAGUCCAGUAUUGCUUGGUCCUCAUACACACACGGAGAGCUGAAGCCAAGAUCUCAUGAGGGUAGUCAAAGACCAGCCUCAGCCGGGCACAGAAAGAAUAACCAGCAGCACCAGGGUGAUAGGUCCACAAAUCCUGUUCAACAAGAAAUAUCCAACAAGGUGGCAAGACAUGUUAAACGACCAAACAGUUCCCUUACUAAGGCUACUGACUACAAGAAGGUUGCAGCUGCCUAUAUGAAAGCAGCAAAUUCAUGGGCAGUCAGUGAACAUCUUAGCCAAAGCUAUUGGGAUGGACAAUCAAAUAGCCUCCAAUGGAGUUCUGAAGAUGAACAUGGCUCUAUGUGGCUUUUUCUCCCAGAUGAGCUGUGGAUUUACGUUUUUUCACAACUGUCCCAUGAGGACCUCUCAAAAGUCACUCAAGUAUGCCAAAGAUUCAGAUAUAUUGCAAAUGAUGACAGUUUAUGGAAGGUGAUUAAGAUGACAAACCGUCAUUUUCUGAAUGACACUUGCCUGGCCAAUAUAGGACUUCAUCAUCCCGAGUCAUUAUCGUUAUAUCGCUGUCAUGAUGAUACUCAAAGCAUUACAGAAGAAGGUCUUGGAAAUCUUUUUCAACAUUGCAAGAAUUCGCUCAUGGCACUUAAUGUAACAAAUUGCAGUGGGCCAAGACUUGAAGGAGAUUUGGUUUUAUUGACUGCCAGUAAUUACUGCACUAGAUUAACAUCGGUGGACAUAAGCUGGACUGCGGCCACUGAUAAAGGCAUAAUUUCUCUUGUGGAGGCAUCUGCACAAUUGCAAAGCCUAUCGAUGAAUGGCUGUAAGAUUACAGAUGAUGCCAUCACUGCCCUUUUGAAAAAGCAUUGUAAAAGUCUGACUAAAAUAGAAAUAUUUGGCUGUCAUGCCCUCAGCACACAAUGCUUAAUUUCUGUGGCUACGGAGUGUACACAUCUGGAGAACCUGAACAUUGGCAGAAUUCCAAAAGCUACUGAUGUAUGUCUGGCAAAAAUAGCAUCCAAUCUACAGAAGAUAUCCACACUAAAUUUGACAGGCCUUAAUGUGGUAAGAGAUCGCAGUGUUCAUCAUAUUGUAAAACAAUGUUCAAAGCUAGAGAAUCUGACCCUCAGUUCAUGCUCACAAGUGACAGAUGUCAGUCUAGUAGAAAUCAGCACUUACCUGAGGACAAUCAAAUAUCUUGAUUUAAGUGGGUGUAAAAAGGUAUCAGAUAUAGGAAUUCAGGCACUAGCAAGAAGCUGCCAAGAAAUUAAUUAUCUGGAUCUUAGUUCUACUGGAGUAGGAAAAAGGGGUGUGUGUUUGCUAGCCAGCUAUUGCUAUGCCACCCUGGAAUGCCUCAAACUCAGUUUCUGCAAGGCAGUGACAGCUGACGCCGUUGAAAAGCUUUGCAAAAAUUGUAAAAGGCUGAAGAUGCUCCAUCUGUAUGGUUGCCCUGUGUCUCCUGAUCUUGAGUACAUAAAACAAUGCAGCAAAUCAUUUCAGAUUUUUCAUGAUCUGUCCAUACCAACUGCAAAAAUUCUAGGGGAAUGAAGACCAUCUACCACGAGUUAUGAAAACGUUUACUAGUUUUGGAUUCUCUUAAUAAAUAUA
This is a messenger RNA of Pseudophryne corroboree (corroboree frog), 4281 nucleotides long. RefSeq lists its product as uncharacterized. Gene Ontology annotation, molecular function: protein binding. The record is from RefSeq and is a predicted model, not a curated record. Gene Ontology annotation, cellular component: cytoplasm. NCBI's taxonomy places the organism in Eukaryota, Metazoa, Chordata, Amphibia, Anura, Myobatrachidae. The coding region runs from base 154 to 4221 and encodes 1355 amino acids. The transcript is spliced from 15 exons.